Molecule: messenger RNA, 1881 nt
Organism: Salvia splendens (bonfire salvia)
Lineage: Eukaryota; Viridiplantae; Streptophyta; Magnoliopsida; Lamiales; Lamiaceae
Product: ribosomal protein S3, mitochondrial
Exons: 2
Coding region: 59-1747 (562 amino acids)
Biological process (GO): translation
Molecular function (GO): RNA binding; structural constituent of ribosome
Source: RefSeq, a predicted model, not a curated record
CGAGCACAAAUAUUGGACCGGGAAGAAAAAAGGGGAAAAAAGGAAAGUCUAAGUACGUAUGGCACGAAAAGGAAAUCCAAUUUCGGUAAGACUUGAUCUGAAUCGUAGUUCAGAUUCAAGUUGGUUCAGUGAUUAUUAUUAUGGGAAAUCACUGUAUCAAGAUCUCAAUCUGAGAUCUUAUUUCGGUUCGAUACGUCCACCUACGAGACUCACCUUUGGCUUUCGCCUCGGUAGGUGUAUUAUUAUACAUUUUCCCAAAAGAACAUUCAUUCAUUUCUUUCUUCCCCGUCGACCACGACGACUAAAACGACGCGAAAAAUCCAGACCCGGAAAGGCGAAGGGCCGGUGGUGGGAAUUUGGGAAAGUCGGGCCGAUCGGGUGUCUUCAUUCAAGCGACGGUACAGAAGAAGAACGAAAGGAAGUGAGAGGCCGGGGGUCGGGGAAAAGAGUCGAGUCGAUCAGGCUCGACGAUCGGAAGAAGCAAAACGAAAUCAGGAUUUGGCCGAAAAAGAAGCAAGGCUAUGGAUACCAUGACCGAUCACCAUCGAUAAAGAAGAAUCUUUCUAAAUCACUUCGGGUCAGCGGGGCCUUCAAGCAUCCGAAAUACGCCGGGGUUGUAAAUGGCAUAGCAUUCCUGAUAGAAAAUGACGACUCCUUCAUAAAAACGAAGUUAUUCUUGUUCUUUUUCCCAAAGAAGUCCCGCUCCGACGGCCCGACGAGUCAUCUACAACAAAGGACCCUCCCCGCAGUGCGCUCUUCCUUGAAUUAUUCGGUCAUGCAAUACUUAUUGAAUACAAAGAACAAAAUGCAUUUCGACCCCGUCGUAGUUCUCAAUCAUUUCGUGGCACCGGGCGUGGCUGAACCAUCUACGAUGGGGGGAGCUAAUGCACAGGAAAGAAGCUUAGAUAAGAGAAUACGUUCUCGCAUCGCUUUUUUUGUAGAAAGCUCGACCAGCGAUUUGGCCGAAGCCAAAAAGGGGUUGACCCACUUCAUUCGCCAAGCGAAUGAUCUUCGCUUCGCGGGAACAACAAAAACCACCAUCUCGCUCUUUCCUUUCUUCGGUGCUACCUUUUUUUUUCUAAGGGAUGGGGUUGGGGUGUAUAAUAACCUUUUUUUUGAGAAUGCCCGGGAACAACUCCUAGGUCAAUGUUGGAGAAAAUGUUGGAACCUCAUGGCUAAGGAUAAGGUAAUGGAAUUGAUAGAAAAAUUCAUAGACCUAGGUAGGAUAGGAGAAUUGAUAAAGGGAAUAGAGAUGAUGAUAGAGAUCAUACUGAGAAACAGAAGAAUUCCGUACGGGUACAACUCUUAUUUGAACGAAGUGAAAAAAAUGCGAUCUUUGUUGUCUAAUAGAACAAACACUAAUACCUUAAUUGAAUCGGUCAAGAUCAAAUCUGUUUAUCAAAGUGCUUCUCCGAUUGCUCAAGACAUCUCUUUUCAACUGAGGACCAAAAAAACAAGAUCAUUUCGUUCCAUUUUUAGUAAAAUAGUUAAGAAUAUUCCAUUAGUAAUGAAAAAGAGGGUUACGGGGAUCCGUAUAUGUUGUUCAGGUCGAUCAAAAGGUGCAAAAAUAGCUAGAACUGAAUGCGGAAAGUAUGGAAAAAUAUCUCGUAAUGUAUUUAACCAGAAAAUCGAUUAUGCUCCUGCGGAAGUAUCUACUCGUUACGGAAUCUUAGGUGUCAAAGUGUGGAUUUCAUAUAGUCAAAAAAGAAAGGGGCGUGCUAUAUCCAAAACGUACGAAAUAUACUAAAUAUCGUAAAGGCAGAUGUAGUAGGGGUUGCAAAGCGGACGGUACACAACUUGGUUUUGGAAGAUAUGGCACUAAAAGUUGUAGAGCAGGUCGUCUUUCAUAUCGAGCCAUUGAAGCAGCGCGUCGGGCUAUAA